CAAAACGGGAGAGAGCAAUGAAGAGAAGGGCUAGGUGUGGUUAGGUACACGCCAUCCCAGCAGCAAGGGGACUGAGGCGUCAAGAUGUUGACUUAAAGGCCAGAGGUACACAGUGAGACCUUGCCUCAAGGUAGAAAAGGAGCUGGAGAGAUGGCUCAUGAAUCAAAGCACUUGCUGCUCUUAAAGAAGACUUGUGUUUGGUUCUCUGCAUCUGCAUGGCAGCUCACGGCCAUCUGUAACUCCAGUACCAGGCCAACUGAAACCUCCUCUGACCUCUGCAGGCACUGGGGAUGCACGUGGUACACAGACUUAGAUAUUGUGCUGGAGAGUAAACCCAGAAGCUCAAAGUGACCAGCAGUACCACGAGCUACAUCCCCAUUCUCCCUCCCCUGAAUCAGAGGCCAAAUGGACCCGGAUGUAGAGCGAUGCUGAGACACUGCUCUAGGUGCUGACAAUGAAAUGGGAACCAUUUCUGUGCUCAUCAACACGCAUUCAGACGGAGAAUACAGCAGAUUGAAUAUGCUACAGCAAGAUGACUUCAGUUGGAGGCAGACCCUAAGAAGGAUGUUUCGUACAUAUUAAAAGGUUUGGGGGACCAUCAUUUUGUCAAGCUUUCUAAUGUCCACGAUAGGGGCAUCAGACUUCAUUUUAUAUGCGAUGGAAACUGCCUUGGAGAAUUUUGAGCAGAGUCCAAUCUUUUCUGUCAGAACAGUGUGGGAAGAAGAUCAUGGGGGACAAACGUGGAAGCGGAGAAACCAUUUGGGAGGAUUACCUGUCUCCCUAGGGUGAAAUUAGCACACCUGUUGUCUUUGCUGGCCAACAAGUUCUCAAUUUUUAUACUUCCCAUCAGGAAGCUUGAAGAUAAUAUGGUCUGAACCCACAACGAACUUGUACUGAACAUUGUACUUGUGUUGAUCAGGCUGCUCUGGUCUUAGGUUCUUGAUUGUCCACAAUGGGUGAACCACAGCAAGUGAGUGCACUUCCCCCACCUCCAAUGCAGUACAUCAAGGAAUAUACAGAUGAAAACAUUCAGGAAGGCUUGGCUCCCAAGCCUCCCCCUCCAAUCAAAGACAGUUACAUGAUGUUUGGCAACCAGUUCCAAUGCGAUGAUCUUAUCAUUCGCCCUUUAGAAAGUCAGGGCAUUGAACGACUUCAUCCUAUGCAAUUUGAUCAUAAGAAAGAACUGAGAAAACUCAAUAUGUCUAUACUGAUUAAUUUCUUAGACCUUUUAGACAUCUUAAUAAGGAGUCCUGGGAGUAUCAAACGAGAAGAAAAGCUAGAAGAUCUUAAGCUGCUUUUUGUACAUGUGCAUCAUCUUAUAAAUGAAUAUCGACCCCACCAAGCAAGAGAGACUUUGAGAGUCAUGAUGGAGGUCCAGAAACGCCAGCGCCUUGAAACAGCUGAGAGGUUUCAGAAACAUCUGGAACGAGUAAUUGAAAUGAUUCAAAACUGCUUGGCUUCUUUGCCUGAUGAUUUACCUCACUCAGAAGCAGGGAUGAGAGUUAAAACGGAGCCGAUGGAUACUGAUGAUAACAGCAAUUGUACUGGGCAGAAUGAACAGCAAAGAGAAAGUUCAGGUCACAGAAGGGACCAGAUUAUAGAAAAAGAUGCUGCCUUAUGUGUGUUAAUUGAUGAAAUGAAUGAAAGGCCAUGAAGAGUAUUCCUUUUUUCCUUUUAGUGAUAGCAUCAUGUAUUAGUUUUUGUUCUCUCAGACAGUCUUAAGAGGGAUAACUAAAGAUAGAGACUGUUUUCAGUUGAAAUGCUGUAGGUGGUAAUUUAACACUAAAUAGGCUGGCAAGUAUAUCUGAGUAACUGCCAUAAAAAAGCCGAAUGUUUGCUAUUGUUUGGGAUAGUCCUAUUUUUUGGAGUUGGAAUAAAAACUUGAAGUAA
Molecule: messenger RNA, 1890 nt
Organism: Rattus norvegicus (Norway rat)
Lineage: Eukaryota; Metazoa; Chordata; Mammalia; Rodentia; Muridae
Source: RefSeq, a predicted model, not a curated record